Messenger RNA from Mytilinidion resinicola, 2426 nucleotides. RefSeq lists its product as uncharacterized. Lineage: Eukaryota; Fungi; Ascomycota; Dothideomycetes; Mytilinidiales; Mytilinidiaceae. The transcript is spliced from 2 exons. The record is from RefSeq and is a predicted model, not a curated record. The coding region runs from base 223 to 1956 and encodes 577 amino acids.
CCAUCCUCAACACCACACGCCGUCCACUCAUCCACGUCGUGCUGCUCCCCAAGCCCCGGUCUACAUCUGCGCUCUCGCAGACAUGGUCAAAGCGCCUGCGACACCCUCGACCUCACCCCUCUGCCCCGAGCCGUCCGCUGCGAACCCGCCCGCCAUUGCACGCGACCACCUGCUCGCCCCUCUGCGGAGGAGGGCGUGUGUAUAGCGCUGCGAACCGCCGCCAUGUUCCUCCCUCGCUCCAUCGGUGAUGUGGCCCCGCCCGAACCGCGCAGCCGCGCCCAGAACAACCCGACCCUCCUCUUCAGCUGGUGGUGCACCUGCUUCUCGCUCGUCAUCAUCCUGUUCCGCCUCAGUGGCCGAUAUGUGCGCAACGAACGACUCUUCAAGGAGGACAAAAUAAUAGCCCUGAGCAUCAUCCCGCUGUUCGUGCGCAUGGCCUUCGUGCAUGUCGUCCUGCUCUACGGAACCAACAACGUGAACAUCACCGACAUGUCAAACGAGGCCAUACACCGCCGCGAGCUCGGGUCGCGCAUGGUCCUCGGUGCGCGCAUAUUCUACGCCAUGUUCAUCUGGGUUGCGAAACUCACAGUCGCUGAGUUCCUCCAGCGCCUGACCGUGAGGUUCUGGAAGCGAAGCUACGAGAUAGGCCUCAAAGGCAUCCGCAUCUUUCUCGCCGCCACUUUCGUUGCCGUCGUAAUCUCUACUCUUGCCGAGUGCCAGCCGUUCGACCACUACUGGCAAGUCUCCCCAGACCCAGGACCGCAAUGCCGCCAAGGCUACGCCAACCUCAUCACCAUGGGUGUCGCCGACAUGAUCACCGACACUCUCCUCGUCGUUUUCCCGAUUCCGAUCAUCGUCCAGUCCGCCAUGCCACUGAAGCGGAAGUUCUCCCUAGUGUUCCUCUUCUCCAUGUCGCUAGCGUUGAUCGCCAUCACAGGGGCACGUGUCCCCUCGGUGAUCGCCCACCAAGGGGGCCAACAGUUCCGGACAGUGUUCGCGUCAGGUGAGAUUUUAGCUGCUACUGCAGUAUCCAAUGCCAUCAUUCUUGGUUCCUUCCUCCGAGAUCGAGGUAUAAAGAAAGCCAAGUUCAAGUUUGGUUCCACCACGGAUAGCAUGGAACGACCCGCAACACGCAGACCAACACUUCAGCAAUGGGGUAGCGACGAAGACCUCAUCCGAGACAUGGGCUAUCGCCUCAACCCGGAUCUUCACCAACAGAAGAAUGUUCCGAGGCCAGCCCCCGUCGCCAACAUCGAUCUUCUCAAAAAUGGUGGCAAUGGAGCACCAUUCACAGGCAAGGAUUGGCAAUUUCCCAACUCUCCAGUCGAAGCUCGAGAUAGCGAAGAAUCUGACCUCAAAGCACCUGUCCCUGAAGACCCUUUGCCGAGUCCUCGAGAUCUCAGAGUAAUCCCACCACGCCGCAACGUAUCAUUUUUCGACGUUGGUGGACUGCUCGAGGAAGGGUCUCUUCCAUCGGUUCGUUCGAGUACCAUCACCGCCACCACCAACAACAUAUCACCCACCAGCCCCACGAGUGUCCAUGAUUUUGCGACAACUCGAAGGGGAUCCCGGGCCCUCCUAUCCGAUCUUGGGGGGCUCCUCUCGCACGGAUCGUUUCCCCGACGCUCAUCACGGCCCUCGCAAUCCGAAGAGAACCAUGAGAUGACGACGACGCGCAAUGGGAAAGCGGCGAAACCACCACCAUCACCGCCGACCGGCGUUAUCGGGCCCAUGCUCACCCGACACGAGACCCUUGUCUCUCUGCAGGACGCAGGAGGCCUGCUUACCAGCGGCGGAUCGCAACCGGACUCGUCGUCACGAUCAUCAAAACGCUCAUCGCUUAAACCCCCCUCCUCGAGUUCACAUGGCGUGGGUCACUCCCUCACUCGACAAGGCACGAUUCAGUCCUUACAGGAUGUCGGCGGUCUGCUGUCCCCAAACAAGUCUACCGGCUGACUGAUCUUCUCGAGAUGCAAACAGAUCGAUGACGACUUUUCUCAUUCAUUAUUAACUGCAUGGUCUUGGUUUUCCGCAAUGAUAUCCCACAGGCGACGAGCUUGAUGAUUUUUUAUAUUUACCAGGGUUCUGGAUUUUAACGUGUGAUGGUUACGAAAGACGGGAUAUUUAAGGAGUAUUUAAGCGGGCAUUUGGGUGCUGGGCUGGGUUUGAAUUUUCAGACUAUCUACGAGGAACAAUUGUUUUCACUGGGAUAUCCGGCUGGACCCUGAACGGGCUUUUGGGUGCGAGGAAUGGAAUAUGGAGCGGAAAUCUGUAGGAGCUAGGAGCUAGAAGCACUUGGAUGGUUGGGUGUAUGAUAAGGCCAUAGGGCUGGCGAACGGAUCGACUAAUUACGAUCGGGAUCUGCCCCACUGUAGAAAUGUUAAUUCAUGCAUAUCAAUCAAUCAAAACAGCCAUCUGAGAUCUAG